Messenger RNA from Neoarius graeffei (lesser salmon catfish), 1394 nucleotides. RefSeq names its product arginine vasopressin receptor 1Aa (gene avpr1aa). The record is from RefSeq and is a predicted model, not a curated record. Gene Ontology annotation, cellular component: membrane. The transcript has 2 exons. Gene Ontology annotation, molecular function: peptide binding; vasopressin receptor activity. Lineage: Eukaryota; Metazoa; Chordata; Actinopteri; Siluriformes; Ariidae. Bases 62 to 1081 code for a protein of 339 amino acids. Gene Ontology annotation, biological process: G protein-coupled receptor signaling pathway; positive regulation of vasoconstriction; regulation of systemic arterial blood pressure by vasopressin.
GUUUUCCGCUGUCAGAGCUGCCUCUGUUCACACUCUGUUGGCUUUACUCCAUGAUUCAGUGAUGAAUUUGUCAUCCAACGAAAGUAACCUUUUUGGUCGGAACGAGGAGGUGGCCAAGCUUGAGAUAACAUUGCUGAGCCUGAUCUUCGUCGUGGCCGUCGUGGGCAACAUCAGUGUCCUAGCAGCGAUGUGCAAGACUAAGAAGAAGCUGUCGCGCAUGCACCUCUUUAUGAAGCACCUGAGCCUGGCAGACCUGGUAGUGGCCUUUUUUCAAGUGUUGCCACAGCUCUGCUGGGAUAUCACAUUUCGUUUCUAUGGGCCAGACUUCCUGUGCCGGAUCGUGAAGCACCUCCAGGUUCUGGGUAUGUUUGCGUCCACUUAUAUGAUGGUGAUGAUGACGGUGGACCGCUACAUUGCUAUAUGCCACCCAUUGAAGACCCUGCAGCAGCCCGCACGCCGCUCCUAUAUCAUGAUCGGCAGCACAUGGCUGGGCAGCCUUGUUCUCAGCACCCCACAGUACUUUAUCUUCUCACUCAGCGAGAUCCGCAAUGGUUCAGAUGUCAUCGAUUGCUGGGGCCACUUCAUCAAGCCAUGGGGCCUCCGUGCCUACAUCACUUGGAUCACAGUGGGCAUCUUCCUCGUGCCCAUCAGCGUGCUGAUCAUAUGUUACAGCUUCAUAUGCCACAGCAUCUGGAGGAACAUCAGGUGCAAGACAGGGAACAGGGAGUGCAAAAAUGCACUGACUGGGAACAGCUCAGUGAGCAAUGUAGCCACCAUGUCUAGAGCCAAACUCAGGACUGUCAAAAUGACAUUUGUCAUCGUGCUGGCACACAUAGUUUGCUGGGCGCCAUUUUUCAUUGUGCAGAUGUGGUCGGUGUGGGAUAAUAAUUUCCGCUGGGAUGAUUCAGAGAACACAGCAGUGACUCUCUCAGCCUUGCUGGGGAGCUUGAACAGCUGUUGUAACCCCUGGAUCUAUAUGAUCUUCAGUGGUCACCUCCUUCAGGAUUUCACACGCUGCUUUCCCUGCCAUAAGAAAAUACACUGCAAUGACAAGAAAGAGGAUUCAGACAGCAGCUUAUAGAAGGCCAAUGACCUCACCAAGAUCUCCAAUCAGAGCCCUGUAUGUGGUUUAAAAGACCUUGUGCAUUCCUCUAAAUCUACUCGACUGGUGACGUGAUGCUUUUAGAGUCACGUAUUUCCAAAAUCCUUUUGGGAACUGGGUGAUCAUUUGUGUGUAGAUUAUGAAGUAAAUCUCAAGCACAGAGAAAGCACAAUAGUCGUAAUCACCAUGCACAAGAUAUUUCUGUGCCCAUCAAAUGAGUUGGUUCAAAAUGUAAUUUAGCUCCAGUAAGUCUAUACUGCCAUUUUCAUGUCAGUGCAAACUAUACACCUGA